This is a messenger RNA of Engraulis encrasicolus (European anchovy), 1904 nucleotides long. Its product is annotated as zinc finger protein 664-like. Gene Ontology annotation, biological process: regulation of transcription by RNA polymerase II. The coding region runs from base 183 to 1487 and encodes 434 amino acids. NCBI's taxonomy places the organism in Eukaryota, Metazoa, Chordata, Actinopteri, Clupeiformes, Engraulidae. The record is from RefSeq and is a predicted model, not a curated record. Gene Ontology annotation, molecular function: RNA polymerase II cis-regulatory region sequence-specific DNA binding; DNA-binding transcription factor activity, RNA polymerase II-specific. The transcript is spliced from 7 exons.
ACAGCUCACUAACGCAAGCAAGACAAAGUAUUGCUGUCUUGAAGAAUGAACUGGGGGACCUGAAAGAGCAGCUGCAGAGCCACCAGAGUAAUCACAAGACGAUUCAGGAAAGGACUGAGUGGCAACAUGAUGAGAGCCCGACCAAUAUUGUGAAAGAGGAGGAUGGUGUCCAGCAGAAUGUUAUGGUUGCAGUUAAAGAGGAAGCUGCUUAUGAUGGAUAUCCAUGUAGUCAGUCAGAUGAGACUGACCUCCCCACAGAGCAGAUCUCAUCUGGAGACAUUAAAGCUGAACUUGAUCAGGAGGAAGAUGAAAAGUUAGACAUGGCUCCACUCAUCAGCUCUGAUCCAGAUUCAGAUUUGAGAUUACCAGUGCAAUUGGUUGACUGUUGUGUAACACAAGGCCAGCAAAGAACAACCAGCAGGAACAAUGAAGAUGGAGAAAACCCCAAUAAUGUAGGUGUAGCAGGAAAGGGAUUAGAAGGGCCAUCGUCUGCCAUCCCCAACUUCACAGCCGUCCCGGAGACAGAGGUAGAUAAUGGGAGGCCAUAUAAGUCUCCUGUCUUUGGAGAGGAUUUCCCCAGCAAGUCAACAAUGGAAAAGCACCAGCAGGCCAUUCAUACAGGAGAGACGCCUCAUCUCGAACAAGACCAGCACACAUGUGCAGGAAAAACGCCCCACCACCACCACGAACAUCAUGGCAAACGUGUUACGAGGGCCAAUGCUCUCUCUGCACACAAGCGCACUGACACAGGGCAGAAGAGCCACCAUUGUGAAGAAUGUGGAAAGAGUUUCACGCAAGCAGGAAAACUCACGCGGCAUCAGCUCAUCCACACAGGAGAGAGACCGUUUCAGUGUGGACAGUGUGGGAAAAGUUUCGCACAGGCAGGAACCCUCAGGAAUCACGAGCUCAUCCACACAGGAGAGAAGCCGCACCAGUGUACAGAGUGCGGCCAGUUUUUUAGAUAUAUUGGACAUCUCAAAAGACACCAGCGCACUCACACAGGGGAGAAACGCCACCACUGUGGACAGUGCGGGAAGAGUUUCACGCAGGCGGGAAACCUCAAGAUGCAUCAGCUCAUCCACACAGGAGAGAGGCCGUACCAAUGUACAGACUGUGGCAGACAUUUUACCCGGUUGGGACACCUCUUAAGGCACCAGCGCCUUCACACAGGAGACAAGCCAUACUACUGUGAGCAAUGCGGGAAGAGUUUCACGCAAGCGGGCUCCCUCACGCAUCACAUGUUCAUCCACACAGGAAAGAGGCCACACCAUUGCACUGUAUGUGGCAAAGGCUUUACUCAGUUGAAGCGGCUGAGAACACACCUGCGCAUUCACACAGAAGACAAGCCCAACCGCUGUAAGCGGUGUGGGAAACAGUGUCUAAAUGCACGACAUCUCGCUGUGCACAUGCAAAUUCACACAUACACGUUAACACUUGGGAAGAACCCUUUGAGUUCCGAAAGCUUGGGAAAACAUUUAGACGCUUAGGGAUUGCCACAUGGCACCGUCUGAUGUUUGGUCAGAGAUGGUGGGAAAAGGUAGAGACGAAUAAAGCCCGAACUGUUCUGGAAUCCAUGUGACGUAAGGUGAACUCCCCUUUUGGAGAGCAAAAUUGAAAUUGGGAAUAAAUGGAGUCCCCUUAGCCUGUAGAUGGUGAUAGUGUCAUCACCAGAGAUGCCCCAGUUGGUGCCUGUUGUGAUUAUCUCACAAGGACCAGGACUAGACCAGCUCGCUUAGAAAAAAAUGUUGGCCGCGCGGUCGGUUAGUCUAGUUCACCAGGCUAGUUCUGAAGGCAAUGCACAAAAUGACUUGUAAAUCCUUGUGUAAAAUUAUUACAUUGUACAGUAGUUUGUAUAAAUUUGUAAAAGCUUGUUGAACGAUUUGUUGUACCCAAAUCAUACAGUC